GGAGCUAUCCCACCUCCGCUCACUUCACGAUUUGGUUCCACAUUUAAAAAACCGUUUGGACAAGAUGGCCAGACUUUGUCAACUGGCUUUCAUAGCUGGCCUACUGCUGGAGGUGUACGGACUGGCCGCUGAAAUCACAGAGCAACACCCAGGAACUGUGUUUGUGUCUCAACAGACAGCCGACGCGGUGCUGCGUCGCCUACGCAGGUACAACAGCAAGGUCUUUGAAGAGCUUCAGCCGGGCAACCUGGAGCGGGAGUGUGUUGAAGAAUCCUGCACGAUGGAGGAGGCCAGGGAGGUGUUCGAGGACGACGACAAAACUACGGCGUUCUGGGCCCGUUACAUUGACGGUGACCAAUGUCAGCCCCCUCCCUGCCAAAACGGAGGUGAGUGUGAAGAUGGAAUCCGCACAUAUACCUGUUAUUGCAAUUCAAACUUCAACGGCAAGAACUGUGAGAUCGAGUUGAAGAAGCAGUGUUCGCUCAACAACGGUGGCUGUUCCCAUUUCUGUCUGAUGCCGGCGGACAUACCCGUGUGUCGUUGUGCAGCUGGUUAUAAUCUCGGGCCGGACAAGAGAAGCUGUGAGCCGACAGAACAAUUCAGCUGCGGUCGCGUGGACACAUCCGCCUCCUCCCUAACCCCGCGGUCCUCAAACACCGAGCACAAUUCCAGCUACAACCUGGCGGAAGACUACGAUAUUGCAUCGUUUUACGACGACUACGGCAUCCAUGCCAACGAUUCAGGUCCGUCCAACGUCUCCGCGGCCUCCGCUGCGAAGAGGCGGUCAGUGAGGUCGGACCGGAGCUCCUCCGUAAGUCCGGCUGAGGCUGUCGUGAGCAGUGGGGAAGCAAGGAGUGCCACUGAAGUGGAGAAAAAGCAGCUGCCUUCCUGGGCUUUCUUCCCCACACUCCCCACCAUCACAGAACAGGACAACACUGACCAGAGGAUCGUGGGAGGCAAUGAUGCGAUUCCCGGAGAGAUCCCUUGGCAGGUUGCCCUGAUGUCUCACUCAGACGUCCUUCAAAGAGCAGAAGUUUUCUGUGGGGGAUCUCUAAUCAGUGAAUUAUGGGUCCUCACCGCUGCCCAUUGUCUGGUGCCGAAUGAUGUUAAAAGACAGAAUUUCUUCGUCAGAGUCGGUGAACAUGACGUGACCCAGGCUGAGGAUUCAGAGCGAGAUCACGAGGUGGCAGAGAAGCAUAUGCACCACUUGUAUGAUAGCAAAAAGUCCCUGGUAGACAACGACAUUGCCCUCCUGAAGCUCGCCACUCCAGUGGUAUUGUCCAACCAGCGGCGCCCUAUCUGCCUGGGCCUCAAAGACUUUACGGAAAGCAUAUCGAGGGAAACCCCCACGUCUCUGGUGAGCGGCUGGGGAAAACUGAAGACCACAGGCAUACAGCCCAACACGCUUAAGAAGCUGGAGGUGCCCUACGUGGAUCGCACAGAGUGUAAAAAGAGCAGCCAGACGCCCAUCACAAGCGGGAUGUUCUGUGCCGGCUUCGAAAAUGAAGCGAAGGAUUCAUGCAGCGGGGACAGUGGGGGGCCGCAUGCCACUAAUUAUAAAGGCACUUGGUUCUUGACAGGCAUCAUCAGCUGGGGGGAGGAAUGUGCCAAGGCAGGAAAGUAUGGCGUCUACACUCGAGUAGCACGGUUCAUUCCAUGGAUCAGAAAGACAACAGGGAUGCGAAUUAUCAACUGAAUGAUGUAGAGAUAUGAAAGGAAUAACAGAGGUGUCAGCCAACAGGAAGUGAAAGAUGUUCAACUGAAUCGUGUUAUUUUGGACCUCGGCAAUAAAAAGUCAGCAAAA
Pungitius pungitius (ninespine stickleback) is the source of this 1804-nucleotide messenger RNA. RefSeq names its product coagulation factor IXb (gene f9b). The coding region runs from base 65 to 1696 and encodes 543 amino acids. Gene Ontology annotation, cellular component: extracellular region. The transcript has 8 exons. Gene Ontology annotation, molecular function: serine-type endopeptidase activity; calcium ion binding. Gene Ontology annotation, biological process: proteolysis; blood coagulation. The record is from RefSeq and is a predicted model, not a curated record. NCBI's taxonomy places the organism in Eukaryota, Metazoa, Chordata, Actinopteri, Perciformes, Gasterosteidae.